AUUAACAUUUGGGUAACUUACCCUUCACAAUCCAUCUGAAUCCUUCUCGGUUGCUGCCACCAUGACUCGUUACUUCUGCUGUGGAAGCUACUUCCCAGGGUACCCUAGCUAUGGGACCAACUUCCACGGGACCUUCAGAGCCACCCCCUUGAACUGUGUUGUGCCUCUGGGCUCUCCCCUGAACUAUGGCUGUGGAUGCAAUGGCUACAGCUCCCUGGGCUACAGCUUUGGUGGUAGUAACAUCAACAACCUGGGCGGCUGCUAUGGUGGUAGCUUCUAUAGGCCAUGGGGCUCUGGCUCUGGCUUUGGCUACAGCACCUACUGAUGGACCAAUGGCUCCAGUGAUUACAGGACUCUCAAUUAAUUCUCUGCACAGAACAACCUGAAGAGCAAUGACUGUCUUCCUACCUUCCCCUGUGCUUGGGUGAUACAUCUUCCAUCUUCUUGCUGACUUCUUGCUGUGGUCUUUGUCUUUGAUGCCGUUGGACAAGUCACCCAGGACUCAGGUGCUGAACUGAUACUCAUCUACAGACAAAGGAAGCAAGAUGCAUUUUUUUUUUUGUCAUACUUGAAUUUUAACAGUGAAAAAGUAGUUUGCCUCCCAUGGUUGCUCUGCUUAUGUAUUAUUAGCUUCUACAUCAACAUUAAUGUAUUACAAAUUGGAUGUGGGUAGGAAGGGGAUUUUCUGUCAGUCUCUUAAUAAAUCUAUUUCCUUCAGCAUAAA
Messenger RNA from Pongo pygmaeus (Bornean orangutan), 724 nucleotides. It is a transcript of the gene KRTAP7-1, whose product is annotated as keratin associated protein 7-1. NCBI's taxonomy places the organism in Eukaryota, Metazoa, Chordata, Mammalia, Primates, Hominidae. The transcript has a single exon. The record is from RefSeq and is a predicted model, not a curated record. Bases 62 to 325 code for a protein of 87 amino acids.